GCUGGCAAUAUCUGGCACUUCUUUAACUGAGUUAAGUAACGAAUCUUUGUUCCAUUUCCCUCCUAUUUAUUUUUCUUUAAAAUUUUCUUGCAAACCAAUUCUUAGUCCUUUGUUUUACCUUCUCCAUGAAGUCACUGAAACCACACGCGCACACACACACACAAGAACAAACACUAAGAAAGAAACCUUUUCUUCCCUUUUCAACUAUAAAUUCUGAAACCAAGAAUCAUAACUUCCCCCCUUUCUCUCUUUCUCUCUCAGUUUCUUCCAUUUCAUUGAUUCUCCAAUUUGUUUGGUUUCUUUUUCUGUCAUUAUUCUUUGAAUCUCUGCUUAUUCCAAAGCAUAAAACUCAGUAUAGAAAGAAAGAAAGAACAUGGCAGAAGAAAAAGCAAUAUUCCUCAUUGUAUUGUCAACUAUGUUCUUGUGGGUUUCUGGGGUUGGAGUAAACUGGGGAACAAUGGCAACUCACCAGCUUCCACCAGAGAAAGUGGUUAAGAUGCUUCAAGAAAACGGUUUCGAUAAGUUGAAGCUGUUUGAUGCAGAGGAAUGGAUCAUGGCUGCACUUAUAGGAACUGAUAUUGAAGUUAUGUUGGCUAUUCCAAACAAUAUGUUGGAAGAAAUGAGUAAGAAUCCAAAGGUUGCAGAUUCUUGGGUUGAUGAGAAUGUCACCAGUUACUUGUACACUGGUGGAGUAAACAUCAAGUACAUAGCAGUGGGGAAUGAACCUUUCCUUAAGGAAUAUAAUGGCAGCUAUCUACAAUCAACUCUGCCAGCUCUGAAGAACAUUCAAACAUCACUGAACAAUGCAGGGAUUGGAUCAAGGGUGAAAGUAACAGUUCCAUUCAAUGCAGACAUAUACUAUUCCCCAGAAUCAAAUCCAGUUCCUUCAGCAGGUGACUUCAGACCUGAAGUUAGAGACCUCACAAUUGAGAUAAUCCAGUUCUUAUACUCAAACAAUGCACCUUUCACAGUUAAUAUCUAUCCCUUCCUUAGUCUCUAUGGAAAUGAUCAUUUCCCAUUUGAUUUUGCAUUCUUUGAUGGCAACAACAAGCCUCUAAGGGAUGGCAAUUCGGUCUACACCAAUGUUUUCGACGCGAAUCUGGACACGCUUCUCUGGGCUCUAGAGAAGGCAGGGUACCCUGAGAUGCAUGUCAUGGUUGGUGAAGUCGGGUGGCCAACUGAUGGUGACAAAAAUGCUAAUGUCAAGAAUGCAGAAAGGUUCAAUAUGGGUUUGCUCAAACAUGUUAUGAGUGGGACUGGAACUCCUAAGAGGAAAGGCACAACAAUUGACAUUUAUCUAUUUAGUCUUAUUGAUGAGAAUGCUAAGAGCAUUGCACCUGGUAAUUUUGAGAGGCAUUGGGGCAUCUUUGAGUUUGAUGGCAAACCAAAGUACCAACUCGACUUGAAAGGUAUGAACGAGAAUAAGGGUCUGGCUCCUGUGGAAGGAGUGAGGUACAGGGAGAAACAAUGGUGUAUCUUAGACCCUGAUGCUGUUGACUUAAACUACUUGCCAGAUAGCAUUGACUAUGCUUGUAGCCUAUCAGAUUGCACUGCUUUGGGAUACGGUUCCUCUUGUAAUGGCCUAACACUUGAAGGGAAUGCAUCUUAUGCCUUCAAUAUGUAUUAUCAAGUGAACAAUCAGAGAGAUUGGGACUGUGAUUUUUCUGGCUUGGCUAUUAUAACAGAUGAAGAUCCAUCUCAAAAGGGUUGCCAAUUCCCUAUCAUGAUUAUUUCUCAUGCUUCUUCUUUGGCUAUGUAUGCAGGUUUUGCCGACAUGUUAAAGAGCACUUUGUGGUUAUAUAUUUUUGUUAUGUCUUUUUUAGUCCUUUAGAUGAUAAAGAUUUGUAAAGUCAUUAUUAAAGGAUUUAUUUUUAAUUACUUUUACUUUCUUUUGAAAAAACAGCUAUGCUUGUAAGUGUGUAAAUUUCUUUUAUGAGCAAGUUGUUGAAAGAA
Molecule: messenger RNA, 1953 nt
Organism: Arachis ipaensis
Lineage: Eukaryota; Viridiplantae; Streptophyta; Magnoliopsida; Fabales; Fabaceae
Product: glucan endo-1,3-beta-glucosidase 8-like
Biological process (GO): carbohydrate metabolic process
Molecular function (GO): hydrolase activity, hydrolyzing O-glycosyl compounds
Source: RefSeq, a predicted model, not a curated record